Molecule: messenger RNA, 369 nt
Organism: Durotheca rogersii
Lineage: Eukaryota; Fungi; Ascomycota; Sordariomycetes; Xylariales; Xylariaceae
Exons: 3
Coding region: 1-369 (122 amino acids)
Source: RefSeq, a predicted model, not a curated record
AUGAAUGCUUCCAGCGCCCGCCAGCAGCAGCCGUGGCACCCAAGAGAUGCGAGACGCUCCAGGAAUGAUUUAGAGGCGGAUAUAAAGUCCCUCAACGACGACAUCGGCGGCAAGGGUAAGAACCACUUCCACCAACAGCGCCUAGGUAUUAUGGAGUUUCGCCUCCGGUUCCCGGAAUACAAAGAAGCCAGCCGCGACAACGUGCCGGAAGGCGACCGGGAUCAUGCCGAACAGGCACGGAACCCGGAGCUGCAGAUCUUGGCAUAUCGCCAAGUAGAAGACAUGGCCGAGAAGCAGGCGACCAAGCUUCGAGAGAGCCGAACCGGGCUAUCGGCUAUCCUCUUCUCGCUCUUCACAAGCUCGCUAUAA